This is a messenger RNA of Rosa chinensis, 5078 nucleotides long. Its product is annotated as putative disease resistance protein RGA3. Lineage: Eukaryota; Viridiplantae; Streptophyta; Magnoliopsida; Rosales; Rosaceae. The record is from RefSeq and is a predicted model, not a curated record. The transcript has 13 exons. Gene Ontology annotation, biological process: defense response to other organism. Gene Ontology annotation, molecular function: protein binding; ADP binding. The coding region runs from base 315 to 3194 and encodes 959 amino acids.
GAUUCCUUAAUUGUGAACCAAUUAAUUCCCAACUCCAGAAAUGCGAUAAAGAUGCAUAAAAUACGAAAAGUAAAAGCGAAAGGGUCGUGCAGAUUCUUUUGUGUGAUCUACGACUAUCAUGAAUGGGGUAAUUCGAUCAAAAAGUAGCUGCAUGUGGAGCCAUAGAGAUGCCAAAGUGAUGGUGUCCCUCCUCGAAAGAAACGAACUGGGUACAAGAAAGGGAAGAGAUAUAUAGCUAGCUGCCGUUGAUAAUCCUCUAGCUUGCUUCCGCCUUUUCAAACUGAUCCUGAACCAAUCUCCAAAUCGAUCAAGAAAUGGCUGAGGCACUCGUCAACCUCCUUGUUGAACAAUUGGGUUCAGUUGUUUACCACCAUACAAGUGAAGGGGUGAAACUAGUUUUGAAAGCUAAGAAGGACGUUGACAAAUUCAGAAGCACCCUCAAACUUAUCCAGAAUGUGCUUCACGAUGCUGAGAAGAAGCAAGUGUCGGAUCCCGCGGUGAGAGACUGGUUGGUUGAGCUCAAAGACGUGUCGUACAAGAUGGAUGACGUGCUGGACGCUUGGAACACUGAAAUUGGGAAACGAGAAGCUGAGAAGCAAGAAACACAAGGUUCUGAUGUGGAGGUACGUUUCUCAUUACGUUCCAAUUGCAUUUGUCUUGACCGAUUGAAUGAGGUAACUCAUCGUUAUAAGAUUGGUAGUGCAAUAAAAGAUCUGAAUGAAGAGUUAACUCAGAUUUAUGUUGACAAAAACAAGUUUAGCUUUCAAUCCAUCAUGCCUGCUGCUGCACUUAAUGUUGAACAACCUAAUCCACGGCGUAUAACUUCAUCUUUCGUCGAUGUAUCGACCAUAUGUGGGCGGGAAGUUGAAAAGGAGAGGUUGGUGAGUGAGUUGUUAGGGAAGGAGAGUCCCGGCCUUGUCAUCCCCAUUGUAGGGAUGGGAGGAUUGGGGAAAACAACUUUUACCCAAUCAGUCUUCAAGGAUGCACGAGUUCAAGCCCAUUUUGAUAUCAAAGCAUGGGUUUGUGUCUCAGACCCUUUUGAUGUCAUCAAGAUUGCAAAAGAAAUCCUUGAACAUGUCAAUGGAAUAAAAUCUCAAGAUAGUUCAAAUGUGUUGCAAAUAUUAUUAGAAGAGAUCGAGAAACGUAUCAAGGAUAAAAAGUUUCUCCUCGUCCUUGAUGAUGUGUGGACAGAAAACCAAACAGAGUGGGAGAGGUUGAGUUUACCACUACUAAUGCAAAGCUGUGCUGAAGGCAGUAGAAUUUUGGUGACCACUCGAAACCAGGGGGUUGCUCGAAUGAUGAAGGCAACCAGUCACAUGAUCAUUUUGGAGAAGCUGAGUCAUUCAGAUUCUUUGAAACUAUUCAAUAUAAUUGCAUUUUGGGAUAGGGAACAAGAUAAGUCCAACAAGGGGUUUGGAGAUAUUGCUGAGGAAAUUGUUAGAAAAUGUGAUGGUCUGCCUCUUGUUCUGAAGACUUUAGGUAGUCUUCUAUUGCAUAAGCAAACAAUCAGAGAAUGGGAAGAAGUUCUCAACAGUGAGACAUGGAAGGUAAAAGUGGUUCAAGAAGAAGUUUUUCGACCAUUAUUACUCAGUUAUUAUGAUUUGGCUUUGGAGGAUAGGAGUUGCCUUCUGUAUUGUGCUACUUAUCCCAAAGAUUUUGAGUUCGACAAAGAAAUUCUUAUCAAGCAGUGGAUGUCACAAGGCUAUUUGAAUGUUGGAGAAAACAGAGAAGAGGCAACACAAGGUAGAGAAGUUUUUGCCAAGUUAAUAAUGCGAUGUUUGUUCCAAGAUUUCAAGCAAAAUGCACUUACCAAGGAAAUCAUACACUGCAAAAUGCAUGAUACUGUGCAUGAUUUUGUACAAUAUCUUAGCCAGAAUGAGUGUCUUACUAUGGAGGCUACGGGUACUCAUGGAACAGAGACAUCGAGUGCAAAUGAUAGGGUUCGCCAUUUGACCUUAAUGUCAGCACAUGAUGGUCCAUUUCCAUCUUUUAUAUCAAAAUUAGCGAAUAACAAAAUUUUGCGUACCCUGACAACUUUUGGUUCAAGAAUUACUGCCAUAGACUCAGAUUUAAUUUCACAGUUGAAACGUCUAAGGACUUUGAAUUUGAGUUGCAAUGACAUCUGUCAACUGCCAGAGGAGAUCGGUGAUUUGAUAUAUUUGAGAUAUCUUGAUUUGUCUGAUAACCGUAAUUUGAGGAGAUUACCCGAAAGCCUGUGUAACUUGUGCAAUUUGCAAACUUUGAGGCUUGAUUUUUGCGAGUGCCUUGAAAAGGUGCCUGAGAAAAUGGGGAAGUUGAUUAACUUGAAGCACCUUCAUGUUAAUUUUUGUAGAUCGCUUGAGUACUUACCAAAAGGGAUUAAGCGUAUAAGGAAUUUGCGAACACUAGACGGGGACCCAUCUGUUCAUUGUAGUGAAGUUGCCGAAGCAUUGACAUUAGGAGAUCUGAGAAUGAUGAAUCAGCUUCGCCGUCUUGACAUCCGUAUUUCAAGGGUUGGGGAAAAUGCUGCAAGUGAGGCCGAGAAAGCAGAAUUGAAUCAAAAACUGCAUCUUUCUUAUUUACGACUUAUUCUGUCUGACAUCGACACAAAUUCUGGGGUAAUGAACGCCUUGCGACCACAUGAAAAUUUGGAGUCUUUGGUAAUUUGGGGGUAUAAAGGCUCCACCUGGCCCAAUUGGAUGACGACGUCGUAUUUAACUAGAUUGACAGCCUUUCAUCUUUGUGGCAGCCAGUUCUCUGUUUUGCCUCCUCUCGGGAAACUACCGUCUCUUAAAGUAGUCAGGCUGUUUUUGUUUGGUCCGGAAGAGAUUGGAGCUGAAUUUUACGGAGUAGAAGAAGAAACAUCAUUAUCCUUCCCGAGUCUGGAAACACUCUAUCUUGGCAGAUUGUGGAGUUUAGAAAAGUGGGAAUUAGGUGGAAAGGCAGAAGAGGAUUCUUCUAAUUCCCAAAUGAAAUCAAUUUCAAUAAUGCCACGCCUUUCUUCCUUGUAUAUUCAGUCGUGUCAUAGACUAAAACAACUGCCAGACUUCCUUCUGCAAAAUGCAUCACUGCAGAAUCUUUUCAUCGAAGAUUGUUACAGCUUAGGCCGCCUUCCUGACGAGUUCAUCUCUCGCAUCCCAAACGUCACAAUUAGUGAAACCUCAUAUGAUCCCAUUUUCAAAGGAAGGGAAAUAGAUACUGAAUACACCUUCUGAUAAUCGUUAGCCGUGAUGCACUGACGUUACUUACAGUCGAUCAAGUUAAAGAUUUCAAGCACCCUAUAUCCUGGGUGGAUUUUCCAAGACACGAUGACACUUGGGUAGGAUCAGACUCUAGUUGUAUGCAUCAUUCUGGACAAGACUCUAGUUAAGCAUAACUGACUCAGAAUCACAAUGAACCUUGAAGUUGUCCAACUGAUCGAUUUGGCUCUGCAAAUGGAGCAAAUGUAGCAGAGAAACUAAGGAGGAUUGCUGAGCUGUGAUACACCACUCGGGAAACUUGUCUUGCAUUGAGGCAUCCAUGUGACUGAUUAAUGUGCUUUCCAUGAUUCUGCCUAACUUAUAGGUCCAUCUAUAAUAUCACAGGUUCCUUCUGUUAUGGUCAGGACUGUCCCUUGAAUGAGGAUAUGAAUACAACGGCACCUCCAUAUCAAGAUUCAAGAGGUUAAAAGUAUCACAGCAAUUGAGCAUUAUCAAGGGUCUUGGUUUUUAAGGCAGUGACAGAAGCCAAGAGCAUACUCCACAUUGAAGAUCUUACUAGUUGCUUAUAAUACUUUUAUUGCCUCUUCCAAUAGUUCGGGCUCAGCAUUCAACUCCUGCUCAAGGGCAUUUGAAUUCACACUUCUGGUUUCUUUCUUCACUUACAAAAAAUAGUGUAGAUUCUAAAGUUUGCAGUUGCUGGAGUUCUCAAGACAUGAUGACACUCUGACCACAAUCUUCCCCUGUUAUUGGUGGAAAUCUUUAAUCAUAAGGACUCAAAAUGUUGUUGGUUGUCAAGCUAAUGAGGUGCUAUGGUGGGAUGUUAAGCAGAUACAAACACUUCUCUUGACUUCUGGUAUCCGUUUGACUGGUUGGUCAGUUUCUUAUAUUCAUUAGGUAAUUUAUCACAAUCAUCUGAAAUGAUCCUAUGCAAUAGUUUAGAGAGUGCUUUUAGUUGACAGUUGUUAAAUUCUAAUAUCAUUAGUUUCCAUAGCUAGCUUCCUUGGCAUCAGAAGAGUGGAUUUGCCCCCAAGGUCUGAAUUGAAUUUAUCUUCAAGUUUCCAUCAACUCACCUGAAGGCAACAUAAGUAGCAGAAGCUUUUUGUUGCAUGAAAAAGAUGGAAGUGCCAGUGUGACCCAUAGUCCCAUUCGGUCUACUGCUAAGUUUCCAAAUGUCCCCCGAGAAAUUUGGCCAUGCCUUGACAAAGAAUCAAAUUUAGCAUAACUGGAGAAGCAGCAUAUAUAUGGUUUAAACUGCAACUACCAAAAACCGCUUGGAGUGAGUGAUUAGAAACUACUAAGAUAUUUGGGGGAUAUAAAUUAAAUGUCCCUUGUGUCUGUAAGACAAGAUUGGAGAUGCUGGUUGCUUAACUAGAAAAAAUAAGUUCCAUGCCGGACCUGUCUGAAGCAGUGAUGCACUAGCAAUUAGCAAGGAAAACUGUCUGCCAGUGUCAUCCAUUUGAACAGUGGAUGAGACUUACCUAAAAUAGUUUAUAGCAAGGAAGAGAGGGAAGAGUGGAUGUGGCCCAAACUGAUCUCAUUCAAAUUCCCCAAAAGGACAUCUCAUUCAAAUUCACCAAAAGGACAAAUAAUGUAGAGGAUAUUCAAUGAGGGUUGCGGUUCAAAACAACUUGGUCAUGGUGAAAACUGACUUGGAAAUCCUAUUGGAGUCCAGUGGAACCAAAUUCUAGUAAAAAGAAUCACAAAAAAGCAGAAGAACAGCAUGACAUGGGUUUUGUCAGCAGUGGAACACUAAGGUGAGAUCUCAAAGUAGCAGUGGAGCAGCAUAACAUGAUACUCGGGUAGUCCUUAUCGCAUGCAAAACUUUGAAAUGUAGAAGCAUGGAGACUCCAAAACCGCAUCGGAGUUGUCAAGCUGGUGAUUAAUCAUUAAUGAGAUGAG